AUGGCAGACGCUGAGGAUAUCCAACCUCUUGUUUGUGACAAUGGAACAGGAAUGGUCAAGGCAGGUUUUGCUGGAGAUGAUGCCCCACGCGCUGUGUUUCCGAGCAUUGUAGGUCGUCCACGUCAUACCGGUGUUAUGGUUGGCAUGGGCCAAAAAGAUGCAUAUGUUGGUGAUGAGGCACAGUCUAAACGUGGUAUCCUCACUCUCAAGUACCCAAUUGAGCAUGGUAUUGUUAGCAAUUGGGAUGAUAUGGAAAAGAUUUGGCAUCAUACCUUUUAUAAUGAGCUUCGUGUUGCACCUGAAGAACAUCCAGUUCUCUUAACAGAAGCUCCUCUUAAUCCCAAGGCUAAUCGUGAGAAGAUGACUCAAAUCAUGUUUGAGACUUUUAAUGCUCCGGCUAUGUAUGUGGCCAUUCAGGCUGUUCUUUCACUUUAUGCCAGUGGUCGAACAACCGGUAUUGUGUUGGAUUCUGGUGAUGGUGUCAGCCACACUGUCCCUAUUUAUGAGGGUUACGCCCUCCCACACGCCAUCCUCCGUCUUGAUUUGGCCGGCCGUGACCUCACUGAUUUCUUGAUGAAAAUUCUGACAGAGCGUGGCUAUUCUUUUACCACAUCAGCAGAGCGUGAAAUUGUGAGGGAUAUGAAGGAAAAACUGGCUUACAUUGCUCUUGAUUAUGAGCAAGAGCUAGAGACAUCCAAGACCAGCUCUGCAGUGGAGAAGAGUUAUGAAUUGCCUGAUGGUCAGGUGAUCACUAUUGGUGCUGAGCGUUUUAGGUGUCCAGAGGUUUUGUACCAACCAUCCAUGGUGGGAAUGGAAGCGGCAGGAAUUCAUGAGACCACAUACAAUUCCAUAAUGAAAUGUGAUGUUGACAUCAGGAAAGACCUGUAUGGUAACAUUGUCCUUUCAGGAGGUACAACCAUGUUCCCUGGCAUUGCUGAUAGAAUGAGCAAGGAAAUUUCUGCACUUGCACCUAGUAGCAUGAAGAUCAAGGUGGUAGCACCACCUGAGAGAAAGUACAGUGUCUGGAUUGGUGGUUCUAUCUUGGCUUCCCUCAGCACUUUCCAACAGAUGUGGAUUGCAAAGGCUGAGUAUGAUGAGUCUGGACCAUCAAUUGUGCAUAGGAAGUGUUUCUAA
Molecule: messenger RNA, 1134 nt
Organism: Vicia faba (fava bean)
Lineage: Eukaryota; Viridiplantae; Streptophyta; Magnoliopsida; Fabales; Fabaceae
Source: the annotation of a GenBank genome assembly